Fundulus heteroclitus (mummichog) is the source of this 2620-nucleotide messenger RNA. RefSeq names its product cholinergic receptor, muscarinic 4b (gene chrm4b). Gene Ontology annotation, cellular component: plasma membrane. Lineage: Eukaryota; Metazoa; Chordata; Actinopteri; Cyprinodontiformes; Fundulidae. The record is from RefSeq and is a predicted model, not a curated record. The transcript has 5 exons. Gene Ontology annotation, biological process: adenylate cyclase-activating adrenergic receptor signaling pathway. Bases 437 to 1663 code for a protein of 408 amino acids. Gene Ontology annotation, molecular function: G protein-coupled acetylcholine receptor activity.
GGGCUCCGUACUUUUCAGAGCUGUGGAUGGAAUCGAUCCCUCAGAAGUUCAACCAUCAGGAGAAAUGUUCUGCAGAUGAAGAUCAGAGAAAUUGCCCGGAGGUUAAAGGACAAGAACAACGGAUAUAGAUUUUCACCCCAUAAAUGCUGCGCUUUGGCGAUGCAGCCCUGGUGAGGCUGAUCUGAGGUCAGUCAGGCAUCAGCAGCUGACGGGGAGGGUCUCCAGCGAUGAGGAGGGACGAGCUCUUCCUCGGCUCCACUUAAGCCGCUCUGAGUGAAGACGAGGAUGAUCGUCCUGAGCAGCCGCAGCCCCAGAAUCAGAGAUGGUCUCAUCUUGUCAAACUCCCUCUGAGGCGCGGCAGAACUGAUGGUGGACUCUGUGAUGGUGACCUGGACGAACCGUGACACUUCCAGCUCCGCCCUUCACUGCAGGAACCAUGGGACCGACGGCAGACCCCACCCUCAACGCCUCUGCCUGGCUCCGCCCCUCUCCGAACACCUCCUCCCAGGCUCCAAUCAGAGCGUGGCAUCCGUACAGCACCGCUGAGCUGGUUCUGAUCGGCAUGGCAACCGGCUCCCUCAGCAUCCUCACCGUCCUUGGCAACACGCUCGUCAUCCUGUCCAUCAAAGUGAACCGCCACCUGCGGACGGUCAACAACUACUUCCUGUUGAGUCUGGCGGCGGCGGACCUGUUCAUCGGACUGCUGUCCAUGAACGUGUACACCGUGUACCGGCUGCGGGGCCGCUGGCCCCUGGGGGCCGCGCUCUGCGACGCGUGGCUCGUCCUGGACUACGUGGUGAGCAAUGCCUCCGUCCUGAGCCUGUUGCUCAUCAGCGUGGACCGCUACCUGUGCACGACACGGCCGCUCAGCUACCCGCUGCGACGGACGGGCCGCGUGGCGGGCCUGAUGAUCGGCGCCGCCUGGCUGCUGUCCUUCCUCCUGUGGGCCCCCGCCAUCCUGUGCUGGCAGAGCGCCGGGGGCCGGCGGGUCAUCCCUGACGGACAGUGCUACAUCCACCUGCUGGCGAGCCCGGCCGUCACUCUGGGAACCACGCUGCCGUCCUUCUACCUGCCGGCGCUCGCCAUGAUGGGAUUGUACAGCCGCUUGUCGGCCGCCAGCCGCCGCAGGCUGAGCGGCCUGCAGGCGGGACAGGAGACGCUUAGGAUCACCCGUCCCUCCGUUAAAGACUUCUUCCUGAAACGACGCAGCCCGGCCUCGGGUUUGUCUCUGGACCAGCGAGGAACACCUGGAAGUUGUAAACGCCUGCAGCGCCUCUCCCACGCCUCGUCGUACGCGGCCGGAGACGAAGACUCGUCCUCCACCCCCGACCUCCACAGCUCGGCCUCCGCGGCGCUGUCCUCCUGUCCCAGCUUCAGGUCCCAGGAGAGGAGGAGGCGCCGCGUCAUGGCGAGGGAGCGCAGGCUGACCAACACCAUCCUGGCCAUCCUGCUGGCCUUCAUCCUCACCUGGUCGCCCUACAACGUCAUGGCGGUCGUCGCUGCCUUCCGUCACGUCCGCAUCCCCGACGCUCUGUGGAGCGCGGGCUACUGGCUGUGCUACAUCAACAGCGCCAUCAACCCCUGCUGCUACUCCCUGUGCAACGUCACCUUCAGGAAGACCUUCUGCUGCCUGCUGAGCUGCCGCGCCGGGAGGCUGCACUGACGCCACCGCAGCAGGUGGACCAGCAGGUUUUUCCUCUGGAGAACCGUCGAUCGGGACCGCUUCGGUCAAGGAAUCGGUUCAAAAUCAGUAAUUGUUUGAGCUUCUGAUCAGGAAUCUGUUCAGCCUGGAGUCGGCUUGAAGUCAGGAAUCUGGUGGCCGUUCUUUCAGAAUCCAGAAUCAGUUUAGGUGAUGAGAAAUGUCUCAAAAUCUGUCUGUUCAGCACCGUUGAUCUGUCAAGAAUCAGGAAACGUCCCUCAGAAAUCUCUUCAGAAUCAGAAAUCUGUGAGAAAUCUGUUUAAAAUUGUCAAUCUCAUCUUUUCAGUCAUUAAUCUGUGCUGAAACUUUAAAGUUAAUUUAAAAGUUUAGGAAUCUAUCUAGAAUUUGACUUUUUUUUUCUCCCCAGAAAGACUCAGUUCAACCAGUUCAAUCUGAAACGCAUCAAUAAUCUGGAGUCUCUUUACAAUCAGGAAUCUGUCAAGAAUACGAAGAUUUACACUAAAAUAAUCGGUUAAAAGUUCAGAUUUAGGAAUGGGAAGUUAGAAAUUUGUUCACGAUCACAAUUUUCUUCAGACUUAAAAAAAUAUGUUCAGGAAUUUCUUCAGAGUCUGCGUAGGAUAAAGAAUCAGUUCAGACUCAAUUAUCCGUCCAAAGAAUGAAGAACUUGUCCAGAACAGAGAAUUUGCUCCGACUGAACCGGUUCAGAAAGUAGACACGAGAAUCUGCGCUGACAUUUCUUCACAAUCCGUAUUCUGAGCGGCCAAGAAUCAGGAAUCUGUUUGUUGAUUUUUCUGGAUGAAUCAAAAAUCCCUUUUGGACUGGGAAUAUGUGCUGAAACUUUAUCAGAAUCAAGAAGCUGUUUCAGGUUUGGGAACGGAACGAUCAGGAAAUAUCAGGCGUCUUCAACCUGAUGGAUAAACUGUGUUGCCUUAAUAAAACACACCGACGUUUUCACCAAAA